This is a messenger RNA of Panicum hallii, 855 nucleotides long. RefSeq names its product flavanone 3-dioxygenase 3-like. Bases 249 to 812 code for a protein of 187 amino acids. The record is from RefSeq and is a predicted model, not a curated record. Lineage: Eukaryota; Viridiplantae; Streptophyta; Magnoliopsida; Poales; Poaceae. The transcript has 2 exons.
CUCCGGCGACCUGUUAGAUAUGAUACAAGCUCAAAAGAUAGCAUUAGCAUGUCUCGGGCAUUCCUAAAGCAUUAUGCCCAUCCAAUCAGCGAAUGGAUUCAAUAUUGGCCACAGGAACCACCAAUCUACAGGUAAAACAGUUUUUUCUUUUUUUAAAAAACCGUUUUACAAACCAGAACUACAAAAUGAGCAGCACAUGUUUUAAGAAUUAAUAUGACCCAUUUUCGCUUACUGAAACCAGGGAAUACAUGGGAAAGUAUGCUGCUGAAGUAAGGAGGGUGGCUUUGCAUCUGAUGGAAGCAAUACUAGAAGGCCUAGGAUUGGGCAAGGAAUACCUGAAUGAGAAAUUUCAUGAAGGCUCCCAGCUAUUGUCGGUGAACUGCUAUCCCAAAGCAUCACAAAGUGCCACAAGUAUAGGGCUGGCUCCACAUUCUGAUUAUGGAUUCCUUACCAUCCUGCUCACAAGUUGUCAGGGCCUUGAAGUUGUCGACCCCAGCACCAACAUCUGGAAAAGGGUCCAGCAACUUCCACACGCUUUGCAUGUCCACAUUGGUGACCACAUGGAAGUCCUGAGCAAUGGCAGAAUGAAAACAGUUUUGCAUCGUGCCCUUCUGAAUUCUGAAGAAGCAAGGAUUUCUAUAGCUAGCAUUCAUGGUUUUGCACUACAUGAGAAGGUCACCUGUGCCAAGGAGCUAGUGGAUGAAGAAAAUCCCCCCAGAUACAAAGAGAGCAGCUUCAGUGACUUCCUCGACCAUCUCACAGCUAAUAUGGACAACAAGCACAGGAACUUUCUCGAAAGCCUAAGAAUGUAGUUUUUCUCUUUCAUCCCAGUGCAUUAUUAUGGGUCUGUCACAG